UUGUUCUCUUUGCAUAACAAAGAUCAUGCGAAUUCCCUGAGAUCCAGACAGAUUCAGUGCCUUUUCAACUGCUGUAGCUCAGCUCUAGAUGUUUAGUGUAUUGAAACAAAGGCAUACAUAUGAAGUGGAUGUUUAUUAUUUGGUUAUUGGUACCUAUGGUUAUUCAGGGGCAACAAGAUCUCAUAGCACAAGAAGAGAGAGGGCAUUCUAAUGGAAGUAUGAUAAUGCCUCAAAGUAAUAUGACUGAACUAAGCAAUAAAUCUGAAAUAACCAAUGGUACUACUCUCUCAACCACUGAGACAUCUUCAACUGUGUUGACAGAUUCUGUUUUACCACAGAAAGGAGCAGCAGAGGCAGAACAUCACUCAAGCAUGAGUAUUUUCUUUGUUUUAAGUGUCAUUGCGGUAUCUACACUGUUGGUUCAUUUCAUACUUCAGACAAAAUUCCAUUAUCUACCAGAAAGUGUUGCUGUUGUGUUUCUUGGUGCAUUGAUUGGUCUUUUUUUAAAGCUGAUUUCUAGUCAACACCUAGGGAACUGGCAGAAAGAGGAAGCCUUUAAUCCUACGGCCUUUUUUCUUAUUUUGUUACCACCUAUCAUAUACGAAUCUGGUUAUAACUUACACAAGGGAAACUUUUUUCAAAACAUAGGAUCAAUUUUGAUUUUUGCUAUUAUUGGAACAACAGUAUCUGCCUUAAUAGUUGGAGGUGGAGUGUAUCUGCUUGGAUUGGCAGAUGUGGCAUAUCGGCUUAACUUUACAGAAAGUUUAGCAUUUGGCUCUCUGAUCUCAGCUGUUGACCCUGUAGCUACUUUGGCCAUAUUUCAUGCCCUGGAUAUUGAUCCUAUUCUCAAUAUGUUAGUGUUUGGGGAGUCCAUUUUAAAUGAUGCUGUUGCUAUUGUACUUGCAACAACUGUUUUGGAGUCUUCCAAACCUGAGAUGGCUACCCUGAGCACUAGUGCAGCAGUUCUUCAUGCCAUAGGCCGUUUUUGUAUGAUGUUUUUCGCUUCUGCAGGAAUUGGUGUUGCAUUUGCUUUGAUGGCUGCUUUGUUGUUAAAAUAUAUUGAUCUACGUAAGAAUCCAUCCUUGGAAUUUGCCAUAAUGUUAAUCUUUAGCUAUGCCCCUUAUGGUUUGGCAGAAGGCCUGCAUCUUUCAGGAAUAAUGGCAAUCCUUUUCAAUGGAGUAGUUAUGUCCCACUACACUCAUUUUAAUUUGUCUCCUGUAACUCAGAUCACCAUGCAGCAAACCCUGAGAACUCUUGCAUUUAUAGCUGAAACUUCAGUGUUUGCCUACUUGGGUCUUGCCAUUUUUAGUUUCCGUCAUAUUGUGAAACCAUCUCUCGUGAUUUGGAGCAUUGUGCUGAUAUUGAUUGGCAGAGGAGCUAAUAUUUUCCCAUUAUCUUUCCUGAUGAAUUACUUCAGAGAACACAAGAUUACCAAGAAAAUGAUGUUUAUUAUGUGGUUUAGUGGAUUACGAGGAGCGAUUGCCUAUGCCUUGGCACUGCACUUGGAGUUUGAAAAUGAAAAACGUCAUGUGAUGGUGACCACAACAUUAAUAAUAGUGUUGUUUACCAUUUUAGUACUUGGUGGUUCCACAAUGCCUCUCAUGAAGUUUUUGAAAGCUGAAAGAAAGAAUCGAAAAAGAAGAGGCCAAGAAAAAGAGAUUUCCCUGAGUAAAACUAAAGAAAUGGGACAGACAAUUGAUGCUGAGCACCUGUCAGAACUGACGGAAGAAGAAUAUGAAGUAAAUUUCAUGAAAUCGAAUCUAAAAGGUUUUGUUCGAUUAGAUGUCAAGUAUCUUAUUCCCUUUUUUACAAGAAGAUUCACUCAUCAGGAGGUGAAAGACUGUAAGACCCAAAUGACAGACUUGACUAAUCAAUGGUAUCAGGCAAUUCGAGGUCCAUCAGAAACAGAAGAAGAGUCAGAAGAAACAUUAAUGUGAUUAGAUGUAUGAUAGAUUCUCUGAUAACUCAAAUGUAUUAUCUGUGUGUGGUUGUAAUAUAUUCUUCAUGAUUUGGCUAUUGCACAGGUUUUUGGUUGUAUGGUAAUCUUUAUGUGUGAUGAUAACACGUUUUCUUGCAUUAGAUUCUCAGCGAAAGUUAACUAUAGCACUAACUGCAUGUAAAUUAUUGAAUGUGUCAUUUUCUUUAUAGGUUAAUUGUAUUUUUAUGAUGUUUAUAAUAAGCAUACUGUGGUACAUAUAUUUGAUUAUGAUAUUUUAUUGAUAAAUUAAUGGUGAUGGAUUUGUUUAGUUCAUAAUUUUCCAGAUUAAUUUAUUAUGGUGGUGUGAUUAGUUGUAUAGUCAUCUUAAGAAGUUAGGUGUAGUGUCUGUAAUUUUAUGUAAGAUGCUUUUGUUAUGUUUGCUAAAACAUUUUAUAAGAUAUCUGAUGAUCUGGUUAACUAUAAUAUGUAACUAAAUUUAAUGUUGAUAUGUUCAUUGUCAUACAUGUAAUUGAUCUUUUAUAUAAAUUGAAUUUUGAUUGAAUGCAUAGUGUUUAUCUGAAGUCUACUGGAGUACAUGAUGAAUAUCUUAGCUUAGUUUCCUAUAAACUUAUGUAUGAUGUUUAAGACUACAGGAACAUGAUGGAUAGUGAUAUCCUGGAUUAGUUGCCUAUACAUUUAUGUAUGACAUUUGUCUUAAGACUACUGGAAUACAUGAUGGACAGUGAUAUCCUGGAUUAGUUGCCUAUACAUUUAUGUAUGACAUUUGUCUUAAGACUACUGGAAUACGUGAUGGAUAGUGAUAGUCUGGAUUAAUUGCCUAUAAACUUACAUGUAAUCUUUUUCUUAAGGUUGCCUUGUUAUGUGAUUUAUAGUGUGAUGUGAUGAUAUUUGUACAGGUGAGGUUCUGAAUUUUUCAGACAUUGUACAUAAAAUCUGACUGAAUGUUUGAUGUUCUUGAUGAGUUGAUCAUGAUGUGUGUAACUGGAUGUUUGGCAUUCUUGAGAAGGAAACUAUGGCACAAGCUCAUUAUUUUUACAUUUACACCAUAACAUUCUUCUAUAUCAAUAUUUGUAAAAAUUAAAAUUUGUCAGAGUUUGAUGGUUAAGUAUGCCAUUUUUUGAGAAUCACAUUGAAGGAUUUAUGUUUUUUGGUAACAGUUUAAAUAUAAUAGAUAAUCAGAAUGCUUUAUUACAUGUAAACCAGAUCAAAGCUAUGAAAAAGAAAAAUUAGUAGAAAUACAACUGUUAAAGGUUUUCAUUAAACUUCAAUUUGUGUCAACUAAAAGUAAAAAACUAUAUUAAUAUUGAAUAGAGUUUUAUGUUAAACCUUUAUUUUAUAAACACUUCACAAAGUGUUUUAUUUCUAUUUUGUCAGAUGCCAAUGUUAUACUUUACAUGUUUUCACUGAAUCCUUUUUUUGCAUUCACCUUCUUGUCUAAUUGCUCAUAUUUCCAACACUGUCCGUUUUAUCUAUCAUUUUCAAAUGAUUACGAAUUUAUUGAUUGUUUGUUAUAUCCCAGAGUGCUAAAGUAGGAAACAUAGGAUACUGUAAUCAAAAGACUUCUUAUGAUAUAUGCAGAUACAUAAAUUUGUGUUGAAUUUCUUGACGGUCUUUAUGGCUGUGUAAUUGUGUAUUGGAGAAAUAACUGUAUUAUAAUCUGUAGUGCAUAUACCUGGUACAUAAAGUUAUAUAUUGAGAUGAAGUUAUUUUGUACAACUCAGAAUUAAAUUUGCCAUUUUGUAUAGUGGUAGAACUUUG
Limulus polyphemus (Atlantic horseshoe crab) is the source of this 3697-nucleotide messenger RNA. It is a transcript of the gene Nhe1, whose product is annotated as sodium/hydrogen exchanger 8-like. Gene Ontology annotation, molecular function: sodium:proton antiporter activity. The record is from RefSeq and is a predicted model, not a curated record. The transcript has 18 exons. NCBI's taxonomy places the organism in Eukaryota, Metazoa, Arthropoda, Merostomata, Xiphosura, Limulidae. Gene Ontology annotation, biological process: regulation of pH; proton transmembrane transport; sodium ion transport. Bases 120 to 1937 code for a protein of 605 amino acids. Gene Ontology annotation, cellular component: Golgi apparatus; membrane.